Molecule: messenger RNA, 2857 nt
Organism: Sitodiplosis mosellana (orange wheat blossom midge)
Lineage: Eukaryota; Metazoa; Arthropoda; Insecta; Diptera; Cecidomyiidae
Product: solute carrier family 2, facilitated glucose transporter member 1-like
Exons: 7
Coding region: 1157-2674 (505 amino acids)
Biological process (GO): monosaccharide transmembrane transport
Cellular component (GO): membrane
Molecular function (GO): hexose transmembrane transporter activity
Source: RefSeq, a predicted model, not a curated record
GAGUGUAUUGGAUCCGAGAGCUAGUUCGGUGUGUGGUCAAUUGAUUAAAUGAUAAAAUUUGAUUUACCCAUUCUUUAACUAAACAUGAAGUGUAACACCAAUUUGACUAUUUUGAGAAACAGGCAUUCGAUGGGAGCCAACAAAACAUCGCAUAUCUCUAGCGCGUAUCUGUGUAUAUCGUUUCUCGCAUUUGACAGCUGUACGCACAAAGAAACAUCCGAUGUUUUCAUCGUCCCAUGCGUAUUUCUCUCGUCUGUUUCUUUGCACGCUCUCUCUCUCUCUCUGUCUGUAUCUCUGCCUCUCAUUCUUUCUCUUGUCCACUCUUUCGUUUGACACACCAUAUUCGACCGGCUUAUUCGAUGUUUCGUUGUUUACUCACAAAAUAAACGAGAAUCAUUCGAUUUGGCGUGUAAACGAUACACACAUUUGGUUGGCAUUAGGUAGAAUGAAGAAUCGUACGAUUCUACGUGUAUGGUGAAUUAAGUCAAAAAUAUCGCAUGAAUCAUACACGACGCUCUCUAUUUGACGUAAAUGCAGCGGAGGUCGAGCGAAUAAGCGCGGACGCGCACACACGAAAAACAAGCAAAAUUUUACGAAAAAUUUCGAAAAGCGUCAUUUCAGUACUACUCGUUCAUUCAUUCAAUAAAGUUAUCGUGUUGCCGUAGCUCGUAUUUUUUAAUCAUUUGCGCAAAGAUAAGAGACACUUUCGUAGCUUCAACCUGUGUGUAAUUGUUAAGACUUUGUUUUGAGCUUGGUUAAGUAUAACAAAGAAAGUCAGACUACUCACACGUAAGAAACGAAUAGCAGCAACGUGCACACUUCAUCCACAUAGCAUACGGUCAUCGUGGCAUGAUUCAGAAGCCCCAACGUCAACAACAUUCAUACAACGAACGAACGAACGUGCAACUAGUGUUUUCAGUGCAAUUUAUGUUUAUAGUUCAUUUAUAAAAUAAAACACAUUUCUCGUUUUGCUCAUUUUCUGCCGUCUUCUUUCCAUUCACAAGAAAUCGAUCGGUUUCAAUAAUUCCAUCAAUUUGAAUUGAAUCGAUUGAUUUGCCGAUGUUCAUGUGAUUUCCUCAAUUGAACCGUAAACAGUGUGUGAAAACGUUUUUGAAUUUUAAUUCAAUAAAAAAAGAAGAAGUAUCAAAGAGACAAAAUGAAUGAUAAUGGACGCGGCCAGCUUCUUAUACACAAAUCGAAUGGCGUAUACACACCAACCACUGAGCCACGGGCUCCAAAAUGGGGACUAUUGCUGAUGGUAACUACGUUCGCCAUGACGAUUGGAACUGGUAUUCCAGUCGGAUACAACAUUGGCGUAAUGAAUUCCCCAUCUAGUUUUAUGAAAAAAUGGUGUAAUCAAACUAUAAUUCAACGAUAUGAUAAGUAUUUAAGUGUUGACCAGUUGGAAACGCUAUGGUCGACGAUCAUUUCGAUAUUUUUGGUUGGCGGUUGUGUUGGAUCACUAUUCGCCGCUUCACUAGCUGAUAGAUUUGGCCGGAAAGGGGCACUGCUGACUUGCGCAAUUUUGUUUGCGAUCGGUGCGGUAUUGUUCGGCUUUUGUCGUGCAUUGUCGUCCGUUGAAGUGUUGAUCGUGGGAAGAUUUAUCGUCGGCUUAUCAUCCGGUGUGACAACGGCCGUGCUUGGAAUGUACUUAGGUGAAAUUGCACCGUCUGAACUACGCGGAACAUUGGGCACAUUCUCUGGAUUAGGUGUAACUGCUGGUGUGGUCGUCGCUCAAGUUGCAAGUUUGCAAGAACUACUCGGCACGGACGAAUUGUGGCAUUAUGCGCUUAGUUUUUAUAUUGUACUGGUUAUUGUUUGUUUCCUGCCGUUUAAAUGGUUCCCCGAGAGUCCAAAGUACUUGUUUGUUGUCGCUGGCAAACGUGAUGUAGCACGAAAUGAACUGAUGCGGUUGCGUGUGGGUGAAGGAAGCGACGAUUUACUUAACCGUAUCAAUGCUGAACUGAUAGCAAUGGAACAAGAAGCGGCCACACAAGCUGACACCCGUUCAAUUUGGUCGGUACUGACUGAUAGCACCCUUUUUUUGCCGCUCGUGUUGAUUUGUGCCUUGAUGGGUGGUCAGCAAUUGUCCGGUGUCAAUGCUGUAUUCUACUAUUCCGUCGAUAUUUUCGAAAAAGUCGGCUUAAGUGAAGUGAAUGCAAAAUGGGCCAAUUUAGGUGCUGGCAUUUUGAAUCUAAUGGUGGCAUUCACUGGGCCAAAAGUCAUGGAGAAAAUCAAUCGUCGUACAGUUAUCAUUAUUUCAUGUUUGCUCAGUGGCGUUUUCUUGGUGAUGCUUUCAAUUGUUAUGAAAUACGUUGAUGUCAUCUCAUGGUUCCCAGUGGCAUGUGUAUUAUCGGUCUUUGGAUACAUUAUCGCCUAUCAAUUUGGCCUCGGUCCAAUACCGUUUUUCAUCGGAACGGAACUGUUCGAGAUUUCAACACGACCAGGUGCUAUGUCGAUCGGGUCACUAGCAUCAUGGGCUGGUAACUUUUGCAUCGGCAUGACAUUUUUGCCCAUGAACAAUGCCAUCGGUGCCUUUGUAUUCCUGCCAUUCGCAGUAGUUUGCUUCCUAUUAGUUGCCUUAAUGUACGUUUAUCUACCAGAAACAAGAGGCCGCGAAGCAGCCGAUAUUGCGCCUAUCGUUUCAAGAGGAUUUCGGUCGAGACGCUUUUAAUUCCGAUAAAACGAUUGAAAUUGUUCGAUGAUUUGCACAAAUCAUUCUUAUCAUAAUUCGCCUAUUUGUAUUGAGAUAUAGACUAUAUUUUACCAAAUUCAGCAUUUUUCGAAAAUGUUGUAAACAUUGACAAUAAGAUUUAAUAUUAAAGUUAAAGUUAUAAAUUAACAAACAAGAUUAAAA